Messenger RNA from Lycium ferocissimum, 1480 nucleotides. Its product is annotated as beta-D-glucosyl crocetin beta-1,6-glucosyltransferase-like. The transcript is spliced from 2 exons. The record is from RefSeq and is a predicted model, not a curated record. NCBI's taxonomy places the organism in Eukaryota, Viridiplantae, Streptophyta, Magnoliopsida, Solanales, Solanaceae. Bases 113 to 1450 code for a protein of 445 amino acids. Gene Ontology annotation, molecular function: UDP-glycosyltransferase activity.
UGCUUCGUGCACCGAAUUGUCCUUUAAUAAUUCUAUAAAGAGCUUCACUUUACACAAACAAUCACUCUCACACACACAACGAAAAAAGAAAAAGAAGAAGCACACAGAAGUCAUGGCUGAAGAAUAUACAACAAAUCUGAGACUACUAAUGUUUCCAUACUUAGCUUAUGGCCACCUCACACCUUUCCUUGAGGUAGCCAAGAAACUCUCAGAUAGAGGCUUCUCCAUUGACUUGUGUUCAACUCCCAUAAAUCUUAGUUUCAUCAAGAAAAAAAUUCCACACAAGUACUCUUCCUCAAUUCACCUAGUGGAAUUCCAUUUACCAGACUUGCCUGAACUUCCUCCUCAUUAUCACACAACCAAUGGCCUUCCAGUCCAUCUUCAAUCCACUCUCUACAAAGCCAUCAUGAUGGCAAAACCGCAAUUUUACCAAAUCCUGAAAGAUCAAAAACCUGAUGUGUUAGUACAUGAUAUAAUGCAACCAUGGGCAGCAGGGGUUGCAGCUAGUCUCAAAAUUCCUGCAAUAAGAUUUUGCAUUGCAAGUGCAGCUAUGUGUUGUUAUUUUGGCCAUUUUUAUUACAAACCAGGAGUGGAAUUCCCUUUCCCAGCUCUCUAUCUCAAGGAUUAUGAAAAAGCGAUAGAGCGUCCGUAUGAGGUUGAAGUGGAGGAAGAAGGUGACAGAAUCAUGCUGCUGAAUAGCUCUAGAGCAAUAGAUGCAAAGUACAUGGAUUAUCUUUCUGAAAUAGGCAAAGCAAAGAUUCUGCCUACCGGAGCAGUAUUUCAAUAUCUUGAAGAUGCAGGGGAUGUGGUGGAAACAGAACUCAUUAAAUGGCUUGGGAAGCAUAAGGAGCAUUCAACUGUGUAUGUCUCAUUUGGGAGUGAGUAUUUCUUGACAAAGGAAGAAAUGGAAGAGGUAGCUUAUGGAUUAGAGCUUAGCAAUGUUAAUUUUAUAUGGAUCGUAAAGUUUCCAAGAGGAGAAGAACAAGAAGUUAUUAAACUUGAAGAGGCACUUCCUCAAGGUUUUCUUGAAAGAAUUGGAGAAAGGGGAAGGAUAGUUGAAGGAUGGGCUCCACAGGCAAGAAUUCUAAAGCAUCAAAGUAUUGGAGCAUUUGUAACUCACUGUGGUUGGAAUUCAAUACUUGAAAGCAUAGAGUUUAGUGUUCCAAUUAUAGCUUUGCCCAUGAACUUUUACUCAGAUCAGCCUAUGAAUGCUAGAUUGAUUGUGGAAAACGGAGUAGCCAUGGAGAUCGCGAGAGAUGGAAAUGGGAAGCUUCAUAGAGGUAAUAUAGCUGAGGUUAUUAAAGAUGUGAUUUUUGGUGAACAAAUUGGGGAGGAUUUGAGGAGGAAGGUGAAAAGUCUUGCUGAGAAUAUAAGAUCGCUAAGAGAGAAAGAGAUGGAUGAAGUUGUUAAGGUGAUAACACAGCUUUGCGAGAAGAAUCAGUCCAACUAGUUCAACAGAACCCAUUGCUUCCGGCUCGAU